This is a messenger RNA of Cynoglossus semilaevis (tongue sole), 1404 nucleotides long. RefSeq names its product lecithin retinol acyltransferase-like. Gene Ontology annotation, cellular component: rough endoplasmic reticulum. Lineage: Eukaryota; Metazoa; Chordata; Actinopteri; Pleuronectiformes; Cynoglossidae. The record is from RefSeq and is a predicted model, not a curated record. The transcript has 2 exons. Gene Ontology annotation, biological process: retinol metabolic process; vitamin A metabolic process. The coding region runs from base 668 to 1315 and encodes 215 amino acids. Gene Ontology annotation, molecular function: phosphatidylcholine-retinol O-acyltransferase activity.
UCACCUGUAGCUGAGCACUGACUGCUGCCACACCUCCACACAUCAUUACUUACUUUCUGUCAGUUCUGUUUCAGUCUUGGGUCAGCUAAUAUACAGCAGAUAGGUUAUUUAAACGUAUGAAAAUGGAAUAGUGUAGUAAAAAUACUGUAAAAACGAUGGCAAACCGUCAAAAUGUGGUGUUAGGUGGUGUAGCGGUUAGCACGCCUAGCAUACAUCCUCCCGUGUAAGUCAUUUCGGAUACAAGAUAAAUGUAAAUAUCUAGUACAUGUCUAAACUUUUACCUGUGUCUUCUCUUACUUGACUCAGAAAAAUCUGCUGAAUAAUAAUGACAACGUUCCCAACAUUUGCAGACAGGCAAAAUCCUUUCGAACAAAAGCUUCUUUUUUUUAUCGGUGGGGAUUUACCUUGUUGCCAGUACAGCUUUCUUCCUAAGAAACCUUAACCCCCCCAAGCAGCAGGGCACAGAAAGUUCACAAUCUUACCACACAACAAUGUGAUUACAGAAAGCUCUUUUCCCUCUGUGUCAAAAUCAAACCGAGACAUUGACCAAUAUUUAAUCCCGCUAAUCACGGCGGCCACUCCCAAUUUUGACAUAAAAUAAGAUGCUCUGCAUUCGCUCCGAGCUUUCUGGCCCACGGACUCCGGAGCUGUGGUUCGUCCAGUCGUCAUGAUCUUCUACCAGCUGCUCGGCUUUUUCUUCGCAGCAUCCAAACACAGAGAGAAGAAGGAGUCCAAGUAUGACCUGUCCCUCUACAGACGGGGGGAUCUUUUAGAAGUACCCAGGACUUUGUUCACGCAUUUCGGUAUUUACCUGGGCGAUAACCGCGUGGCUCAUCUCAUACCGGACAUCCUGCCUGUGUUAACGAGGAACGAGAAGUUUGUUGCCGAAAUGGUAACGAAUAAUCGCCUCCUGCUGGGGGUCAUUGCUAAGGUAGCCAGCGUCAGAGUGGACUCCGUGGCGGAUUUUGCCUACGGGGCAGAGAUCGUGGUCAACCACAUGGACAGGGUGUGCAGCCAGUCUCCACUGGAGGAGGAGGAGGUGGCCCGGAGAGCCGAGAAGCUCUUGGGCUCCGUCAACUACAGUUUACUGUGGUACAACUGUGAACACUACGUCAUGUACUGCAGAUAUGGCAUGGCUAUCAGCUACCAGACGUACCAGUUCUGCACGGCCGUGAGGAAGAUCGUCUGCAGCAGGAUGAGCUCCUACAUGACUGCUGUCUGUGGUGUGGGGACCAUGCUGUGUCUGGACUGUGUGACCCCACUGACACUGUUACUGACCCUGCUAAUCUCAUUCACCAUCUGGAUGGCAGCCUAAACAGCUGUUGUGGCUCCAGAACAGUGUUGGACCGUGACAUGGUUCGGUCAAAGCACUUUUUUUUUUUUUUUUGUAUCUGAUUUUUUUUU